Molecule: messenger RNA, 2447 nt
Organism: Culex pipiens pallens (northern house mosquito)
Lineage: Eukaryota; Metazoa; Arthropoda; Insecta; Diptera; Culicidae
Gene: gammaSnap1
Product: gamma-soluble NSF attachment protein
Exons: 6
Coding region: 187-1146 (319 amino acids)
Biological process (GO): intracellular protein transport
Cellular component (GO): vacuolar membrane; SNARE complex
Molecular function (GO): soluble NSF attachment protein activity; syntaxin binding
Source: RefSeq, a predicted model, not a curated record
GACGACAGUCGAGCCAGAGAGUGUCAGUCAUCAGUUGCGCGACGACUGUGUGUGUGUGUGGUGCAGCGAAAUUUUCAUUGAUAAAAACAGGAUCACUGUCAUUCAACAAGGAAACUCCUCUUUUCCAGCCCGAAUCGUGCCCAUUUUUUUCUCGUGAAUCGUGAGUGCGUGUCCGGUGCAGUGACAAUGUCCAACAAAAUCGAGGAAGCCCAGGAACACAUCCGCCAGGCCGAGAAAAGCCUGAAAACAUCACUCCUCAAGUGGAGACCGGAUUAUGACUUUGCUGCUGACGAGUACGGGAAGGCUGCAACCUGCUUCCGAAAUGCAAAGGCCCUGGACCAGAGCAAGGAGUGCCUGCUGAAGGCGUCGAACUGCCACCGCCAGAACCGGGCCAUCUUCCACGCGGCCAAGUGCCUGGACCAGGUGAUUCUGAUCUGCAAAGACAUGAACGCCCUCACGGAGGUACGGACGUACGCCGAGAAGGCCUGCCACCUGUACCAGCAGCACGGAUCACCCGAGUCCGGCGCGGCCACGCUGGACAAGGCGGCCAAAAUACUCGAGGGAACCCGGCCGGAGGAUGCGCUGGCGCUGUACAAGCAGGCCGUCGAUGUGGCCACGAUUGAGGACUCCUCCCGACAGGGUGCCGAGUACGCCAGCAAGGUGGCCCGGAUCAUGGUGAAGCUAAAGUACUACGACGAGGCGGCCGACGCCAUCCGGCGCGAGAUCGGUCUGCACCAGCAGGUGGGUUCGGACGGGGCCAUUGGUCGGUUGGCGGUGGGGCUGGUGCUGGUGCAGCUUGCCCGCGGCGAUUACGUGGCCGCCGAGAAGGCAUUCAAGGAGUGGGGCAACUGCUGCGACGUGGCCGAGGUUCAAACGCUGGAAUCGUUGCUGCAGGCCUACGACGACGAGGAUCCGGAGCUGGCGGCUCGCGCCCUGGCCUCACCCUUCAUCCGGCACAUGGACGUUGAGUACGCCCGGUUGGCGCGGGAUUUGCCGUUGCCGAAGGGGGCAACGAUUGCACCGAAGGCGAACGUGAUCGAGAAUGCGGCCGCGGAGUACAUUUCGCCAAACGCCGGUGGAAGUGGUGCUCAGGGUGGCAAACCAGCCGCGAAUGACGACGACGAGGAGGAGGGCGGUCUGUGUUAGUGUGUCUGCAGCAUGGUGUGCGUUUGUUCCGCAGAAGGUGAAGCCGAAGCAGCAGCAUCGUGUUGGGUUUUUGGUGUGAUAACAGAAGGCGAAGCUACCUAUUAUUACAAUUAUUAUUGUUAUAUCGCUAAGUAUAAAGUAAAAAAUAUAUAUAUUUAUAGACUUUACGUAGAUACAGUAUAAAUUUUAAAUCCAGAGCAAAAUAUUACGAGAGGCACGGAAGAAUGCGUUAUGUUUUGCUGAAGAAUUUAUUUUUUUGGUGCAAAUAAUUACAUUAACGAAAGCUUGAAAGUCUUGCUUGUAUCACAUCUCCUUGGAAAGAAUAAACUUAAGCCUAAUGUAAAUUAUGAAUCAUUCACUCUCGUAUCCAGUCUAUCAAAUCUUGUGAAGAUCUAAAGAAAUAAAGAAGUAAUUGAAAUGCAAGGCGCUCACAAGUUAAUUAUGUACAAAAAGUCCGCUUAGUUUAUUCAGCUUACUCUAUCAAUUGUCAGAGUGUGUGUGUUAUAACUUAUUAGAAAUACGAUUUAACGAAAAAACGGUCCGAUAAAUGGUGUGAGAGGUAAUUUCCUUAUGCCCUUUAUCGAAACUCUGAAAUUGUUCCCCCGUAACUGUUUUGUAAAAAAAUAAAGUCUAAUUGUUUUCCAAGAUAUUUCUGUCGUGUUUUGCCAGACAUGACAAAAGCAAAAGAUUUCCAUCUGUUUUUUGCCACAAUUAAAAAAGGAGGAAUGAGUGUCGUGAAAACUGAGAAGGAAAGGGCAAAUGUUAACAACAAAUAAAAUGAAGAAAAACUUUAAACUUUGUAACGGGUUAACAGAAGCAGAUUGAUUUGAUUGCAAGCAAGCUAAGCUAAAAUUUAGUGGCAUUUAAAGUCCCCGACACAUACACACACAUUCACAGAGUUUAUAUUAGUAAACCAGCGCUAAAACUUAAUAAAAAACAAACACAAGCAGAGUGUAUUUUAAUAGAAUUUAAACUAAACAGAAAUCGCGCCAACGCAAACAGUUCAGCAUUCUAAUCAAUGAAAACUUAAAAAAAUAUUAAAUAAUAAAUAAAUGAAAAAUAACAACUCUAAUUCCGCUCGCUUCUCGAGUAAAUUGAUUGAACUAGUUGCUCUAGCAAAAAAAGUGCAAUGCACGCACACACACCGAUGAUCGAAUAUCAAAGCAAAAAAAAAACAUGAAUAGAAAAGGCUAAAAUUGACGACUCAAAAAAAAAAUCCGUACUCAUUAAGCUCGUAACAAGGAAACCAUGUUGAUACAUUCAAAUUGUAUUGAAAAAUAAAAUUGAUAAACAGUAUUAAA